GCAGCCCCGGGUGGGUGCUGCAGCCCGGCCCUGACACCGUCCCUGCCCCGCAGAGGAGCGAGACCCGUUCCCAGCAGGGCCCUUCCUUCGCCGUGGUCGUGGCCAUCGACUUCGGCACCACGUCCAGUGGCUACGCCUUCAGCUUCACCAGCGACCCCGAGGCCAUCCACAUGAUGAGGAAAUGGGAAGGGGGGGACCCGGGGGUGGCCAACCAGAAGACCCCCACCAGCCUGCUGCUGACCCCGGAGGGGACCUUCCACAGCUUCGGCUACACCGCCCGCGACACCUACCACGACCUGGACCCCGAGGAGGCCCGAGAGUGGCUCUACUUCGAGAAGUUCAAGAUGAAGAUCCACAGCACCAGCGAUCUGACCAUGAAAACCGAGCUGGAGGCCGUCAACGGGAAGAAGAUGCCGGCGCUGGAGGUGUUCGCCCACGCCCUGCGCUUCUUCAAGCAGCACGCGCUGCAG
Neopelma chrysocephalum (saffron-crested tyrant-manakin) is the source of this 470-nucleotide messenger RNA. RefSeq names its product heat shock 70 kDa protein 12B-like. The annotation marks the transcript as partial. The record is from RefSeq and is a predicted model, not a curated record. Lineage: Eukaryota; Metazoa; Chordata; Aves; Passeriformes; Pipridae. The transcript has 3 exons.